Serendipita indica DSM 11827 is the source of this 1035-nucleotide messenger RNA. NCBI's taxonomy places the organism in Eukaryota, Fungi, Basidiomycota, Agaricomycetes, Sebacinales, Serendipitaceae. The record is from the annotation of a GenBank genome assembly.
AUGGUCCUAAACAAGACAGACUCUCCAUUUCCAGAACCAUUUGGGGGUGUUCCUGUCCUGUACGAUGUUGUCCCGACGAGUAUUUUCCUCCUAGGUUUUACCAUCUUGACCGGGAUCAACAUCUCCUAUAUGUUCACCAAGACACGGCAUACAAACGUCAAGUUCGCAAGCAUAUUAGUUCCCAUCGAACGCCUUAUCAUACUCUCGUUUCGUAUCGUGGCGAGCGUGUACACUGGAGCACGCGAGAGCUGGGCCUUUCUCGAAUAUCCUCAAGUUGGACUAGGAACUGGUAUCGUCAUCCUGUUCCAAGAGCAGGUUUAUCUCCUCGUCUGCGCCGUGACAAGUGCCACGCGGGAAGACGUCAACUUUGAAGACUGGAUACGGAUGACGGAAAAGGACCCAAAGACGGCGGCCCAUCGACGAGAGGAGAGAGUGGCGAUCAGAAAGUGGGGUGGUAAUAUGGAAUUGGUGGUUGGCAUGUUCCAGUUUCUCCAGAUCUGGAGUGGUUUCCAAACGACGAGCGUACAUUAUAGGCUACCCAUAGUGUGGGUUAACGCAUUUCGCUUUUGCGCAAACUGUGCGAUCCUUUUCGCAAUGAUCGGUCUCCUGUCCAUGGUUCACAAGCAGAAAGACAUAGAGUCUAUCAAUAUCGUCGCCCUGAAACGACAGCGUAUGGCUCUCAGUUUCCUCGUCAUCGUCCCAAUUUUCCGCGCGGCCACAUCCUUUCAAACGAUCCCGAGCCUCACUGCCUCGAGUUCAAGAGUCCCCACCAAACUCUUCUUCUACCUCUGCCAGCUACUACCAGAGCUUAUCGCAUGCUCCAUCACCAUCCUAACGGACUAUCGCAAUCUCGUUGACACAGGCAUCCAUGGCGAUUGGCCACGGAGCCGCAUUGAACGCGGCUUGCCCGUUAUUCCUCCAUUCCUAUAUGCCAUCGGGCUGAUGUUCAUGCCGUGGAAGUGGCGUCUCUGGAGUUGUAUCUCCGCUCGCAAACAAAUGAGAGAGGCGAGGAUCGAGCGAGAAGGGCUAUGGUAG